CGGACUGGAAAAGCAGACGGACGCACACGAAGAAAGUGGAGUACCCGGUCGGGAAAAGCGGAGAUCCGGGUGGAAGUCACUCGCGCGCUCCGGCGGGGAGGCCAGCAAGCACCGGCAAGCUGUUAGCGCGUCCGGGACGUGGGAGGGCCACACAGCCCCAGCAGGUGGAAUUGAGCUAUUUGCUGAAGCUUCUUUCCUUUGUAGCCCAGGGAGAAAUUUACAUUUUAUCUUACUAUGGCUUUGGUUCACAAGUUUCUGAGUAGCGCUUAUAUUUUCAGAAAAUGCCUGAAGCCAAGUGUUUCCUCAUGUCCAUUUUUGGGUAAUCGCUUUGCAGACUAUUGUUCUAGUAGUCUUCAGAAACCUGUGGCUGCUCCUGGCAAAACGUCCUCUCAAAGGAAUACUGAAGGGGAUUUGCAAGGACAUCACCAGAGAGAAGUUGCUUUGGAUAUAACCUCUCCAGAGGAAAAGCCGGAAGUUAGUUUUGAUAAGGCAAUUAAAGAUGAAAUAAAGAACCACUGUAGGCGUUUGAAGGAUGAUAUUGUGAAUUAUUGUAUCGGCCCUGAAGGCCGCCCUCUGCAUGAGGUCUUGCUGGAACAAGCCAAGGUUGUCUGGCAAUUCCGUGGAAAAGAGGACUUAGAUAAGUGGAUGGUGACUUCUGAUAAGACAAUUGGAGGCAGAAGUGAAGUGUUCCUGAAAAUGGGCAAGAAUAAUCAGAGUGCACUGCUGUAUGGAACUCUGAGCUCUGAGGCGCCUAAAGAUGGGGAAAGUGGCCACAGUGGGUACUGUGCAAUGAUAUCCAGGAUUCCAAGGGGCCCUUUUGAGAGAAAGAGGUCUUAUGAUUGGUCCCAGUUCAACACUCUGUAUCUCCGUGUACGUGGAGAUGGUCGGCCUUGGAUGGUGAAUAUUAGACAGGACACGGAUAUAAUCCAGAGGAAGGAUCAAAUGUACAGUUACUUCAUGUUCACCCGUGGGGGGCCCUACUGGCAGGAGGUCAAGAUUCCUUUCUCCAAAUUUUUCUUCUCUAAUCAAGGAAGAAUCCGGGAUGCCCAGUACCAGCUUCUGCUUGAUAAGAUCUCUUCUGUUGGAUUCACCCUAGCUGAUAAAGUGGAUGGUCCAUUCUUCCUGGAAAUAGAUUUUAUUGGAGUUUUUGCUGAUCCAGCCCACACAGAAGAAUUUGCUUAUGAAAAUUCUCCAGAGCUUAACCCAAGACUUUUUAAGUAGUAGAGAUGGUAUGGUAAUUUUGUACUACCAAACUGCAUAGUAUCAUCCAUGAUGACAGAGACAAAAUAUUUAACAGCUUCCCAUUAACGGCUGGGAUGUAUUCCCUGAGACAAAGCUAAAUGCUAUUGCCAAGAAAGGCCCCAUAGUGGGAGACACAGCAUGAAACCAGGUUCUAAGCUGUACUUCAGCUUAAAGAAUGCAAGUCCCGAUGUGGAGAUAAUAGGUAAAGAACUUAACUGUUUUGGGUUAGAAUGAUUCCUGUUAGGAACUAUUCCUGCCCAAGUUGGUAUUGUCAAAGCAGGGUGUCUCUAAGAUGAUUGUUGAUGUCUUUGUCUCUCUCUGUUCCUCAUAGGUUUCUUGUGUUUUCUAAUCCAUCAUUUAAGGAGACUGUUAAAGAUUGCUAUACAAUUUAGUGAUUUUUUAGUAUAUUCACAGAAUUGUCAAUCCUUACCAUAAGCUAAUUUUAGAAAAUUCUAUCAAGCCUAAAAAGCAACCUUAAUUGAGUGCCCUUUGCAGGCACUCAUUCUCCCAGCCCAGGUAUCUAUGGAUCUACUAUCUUCAUGGGUUUAUCUUCUCUGGAUAUGUCUCCUACAAAUAGAAUCCAAUAAUAUGUGAUCUUUUAUGUCUGGUGGUUUUUCAUUUAGCAUAAAUGUCUUUGAGAUUUA
Molecule: messenger RNA, 1886 nt
Organism: Panthera uncia (snow leopard)
Lineage: Eukaryota; Metazoa; Chordata; Mammalia; Carnivora; Felidae
Gene: NDUFAF1
Product: NADH:ubiquinone oxidoreductase complex assembly factor 1
Exons: 5
Coding region: 235-1221 (328 amino acids)
Biological process (GO): mitochondrial electron transport, NADH to ubiquinone; mitochondrial respiratory chain complex I assembly
Cellular component (GO): mitochondrion
Source: RefSeq, a predicted model, not a curated record